Messenger RNA from Cygnus atratus (black swan), 6589 nucleotides. RefSeq names its product vitellogenin-2-like. Bases 103 to 5517 code for a protein of 1804 amino acids. The record is from RefSeq and is a predicted model, not a curated record. Gene Ontology annotation, biological process: lipid transport. The transcript is spliced from 35 exons. Lineage: Eukaryota; Metazoa; Chordata; Aves; Anseriformes; Anatidae. Gene Ontology annotation, molecular function: lipid carrier activity.
UCUACAGACUUGCUCUGCUUAGUUGCAGCAGGACGAAAAUACUCCAAUGUGUAUGAAAAAAAUCAGACCAUAUCCUUGCUUUUCUCUGGGAUUACUGUGUGUAUGCUUCAACUGGACCAAGGUAGCCAGAAGUUUGACAUCGACCCGGGAUUCAGUAGCAGAAAGAGUUACCUGUACAGCUAUGAAGGCUUUAUGUUGAAUGGGCUUCAAGAAAGAAGUUUGGCAAAAGCUGGUGUGCGCUUGAGCAGCAAGCUAGAGAUCAGUGGGCUAUCAGAGAACACUUACUUCCUCAAGGUCCGCUCCCCACAAGUGGAGGAAUACAAUGGAGUCUGGCCCAGGGAUCCAUUCACUCGAUCUUCCAAAAUCACACAAAUGGUCUCAUCAUGUUUCAGCCGGCCUUUCAAAUUUGAAUACAGUAGUGGACGGAUCGGAAACAUUUAUGCCCCAGAAGACUGCCCUGAUACGUGUAUUAACAUAGUGAGAGGAAUCCUGAACAUGAUGCAGAUAACCAUUAAAAAAUCACAGAAUGUCUAUGAAUUGCAAGAGGCUGGAAUUGGAGGUGUUUGCCAUACAAGGUAUGUCAUCCAGGAAGACAGGAAGAAUAGCCGAGUCUCUGUUACCAAAACUGUAGACCAAAAUAACUGCCAGGAGAAGGUGAAGAAGAGUGUUGGAAUGGCUUACAUCUAUCCCUGUCCUGUCGAUACGAUGAAAGAAAGGCUGGUAAAGGGGACUGCGGCCUUCUCCUACAAGCUCAAGCAGUCGGACAGUGGCACCCUGAUCACAGAGGUUGCGUCGCAGCAGGUGUACCAGAUCUCACCAUUCAGCGAACCUACUGGGGUUGCUGUCAUGGAAGCAAGACAACAGCUUACCUUGCUGGAAGUGAGAAGUGAGCGAGGGAGCGCCCCAGGCAUUCCCAUGCAGAGCUAUGGAAGCCUUCGCUACCAGUUCCCGGAUGUACUGCCACAGAUGCCCCUUCAGCUAGUCAAGACAAAAAACCCCGAGCAACGGAUAGUAGAAACACUGCAGCACAUAGUCCUGAAUAACCAACAAGAUUUCCACGAUGAUGUUCCACAAAGAUUCCUAGAGCUUGUCCAGCUCUGCCGAAUAGCAAGCGCUGACACUCUUGAGUCUGUCUGGAGACAAGUUUCAGAUAAACCUCGUUACAGGCGAUGGCUACUGAGCGCAGUUUCUGCAAGUGGCACCACAGAAGCACUAAAGUUCAUUAAGACCAGAAUUCGCAGUGAUGAACUUAACUACAUUCAGACUCUUCUAACUGUUUCUUUGGCUUUCCAUUUAAUGAAGGUUGAUGAACACACUCUUCCAAUAGCAGCAGAUUUAAUGACCAGCUCUAGAAUUCAGAGAAGUCCAAUGCUUCAACAAGUUGCCUGCUUGGGAUACAGUUCUGUGGUCAAUAGAUACUGUUCUCAGACAUCAGCAUGUCCUAAAGAAGCUCUUCAGCCUAUCCAUGACCUGGCAGAUGAAGCAAUCAGCAAGGGCCGUGAAGACAAAAUGAAAUUAGCUCUGAAGUGCAUUGGUAACAUGGGAGAACCAGCCAGCUUAAAGCGCAUCCUGAAGUUCCUUCCGAUAUCUUCAUCCAGUGCUUCAGAUAUCCCAACCCACGUUCAGAUUGAUGCUAUCAUGGCCUUGAGAAAAAUAGCUUGGAAGGACCCCAGAACUGUGCAGGGAUAUCUCAUCCAGAUCCUUGCAGACCAGUCACUUCUCCCUGAAGUGCGAAUGAUGGCUUGUGCUGUUAUCUUUGAGACAAGGCCUGCCCUUCCUUUAAUAACAACGAUAGCUAAUGUGGUGAUGAAGGAGAGCAAUUUGCAAGUGGCCAGUUUCGUGUAUUCCCACAUGAAGGCUUUGUCAAAGAGCAGAUUACCGUAUAUGUACAACAUAUCUUCAGCUUGCAAUAUCGCCCUUAAGCUGCUGGCCCCCAAAUUGGACAGGCUGAGCUAUCGGUAUAGCAAGGUUAUUCGUGUUGGUGGUUACUUUGAUAACUAUAGAGUUGGUGUUGCUGGCGAUGUCUUUGUUAUGAACAGCCCAGGAACAAUGUUCCCAUCAGCAAUAAUUUCCAAGUUGAUGGCAAAUUCUGCAGGUUCAGUGGCUGAUUUGGUGGAGGUUGGCGUCCGAGUGGAAGGCCUCACAGAUGUUAUAAUGAAGCGAAAUAUUCCGUUUGCUGAAUAUCCCACAUACAAGAAGAUAAAGGAGCUUGGAAAAACUCUGCUGGGAUGGAAAGAGCUGCCGACAGAGACCCCCUUGAUAUCAGCCUACUUGAAAAUAUUUGGCCAAGAGGUGGCCUAUGUCAACAUCAAUAAGGAAGUCCUGCAACAAGCUAUGAAGACGAUAGUAGAACCUGCUGACAGAAACACAGCGAUGAAGAGAAUUGCCAACCAGAUCCGCAAUGGAAUUUCAGGACAGUGGACACAGCCGGUGUGGAUGGGAGAGCUGCGAUAUAUUGUUCCCAGCUGCCUCGGCCUGCCACUGGAAUACGGGUCGUACACCACGGCCCUGGCACGUGCUGCAGCCAACGUUGACGGAAAGAUGACCCCGCCUUUAACUGGAGAUUUUAGACCUUCUCAGUUGCUUGAUUCCACCAUGCAGAUUCGGUCUGACAUAAAUCCAAGCUUAUACGUACAUACAGUCGCAACAAUGGGUGUCAACACAGAAUACUUUCAACAUGCUGUUGAAAUUCAAGGCAAGGUCCAGAUGAGAGUGCCAAUGAAGUUUGAUGCCAAGAUAGACAUGAAAUUGAAAAAUAUUAAGAUUGAAACAAAUCCAUGCCGUGAGGAAACUGAGAUAUUGGUUGGAAGACAUAAGGCUUUUGCUGUAUCAAGAAACAUAGGAGAACUGGGUGUUGAAAAGAGGACCUCAAUUCUCCCAGGAGAUUCUUCAUCAAAUAUCAUGGAAGAACCUUUCAGUCCAACAGAGAGAGCUUCCAGGGAAAGUUUCACAGUGCAGGGGCCUGACAGCAUUCCAAGUAAACAUUCCCAUAGCUCUCAAGAGGAUCUUCUCCAUGGCACCAGAAGAAAAAUACAUAAACGAGACAUUUGCAUCAAACUGCAUCGUCUUGGUUGUCAGCUCUGCUUUUUCAGAAGGUCACGAGAUGCCAGUUUCAUAAAAAAUACAUAUUUGCACAGGUUAAUUGGAGAACAUGAAGCUAAAAUUGUUUUGAUGCCAGUUCAAACAGAUGCUGAUAUUGACAAAAUUCAGCUGGAGAUUCAGGCAGGAUCCAGAGCAGCCUCCAAAAUAAUUCAUGAAGUAAACUCAGAGUCUGAGGAAGAGGAUGAGACAUCUCCAUACGAGGACAUUCAAGCUAAACUGAAGAAGAUUCUAGGCAUUGACAAUGUGUUCAAGGUUGCAAACAAAACACGACACCAGAAAAAGCGACCUUCUAAGAAAGAAAACACAAUGCUAACAGAGCUUGGGACAGACGCCAAUGCAAAAACUCCCUCCAGCUCAUCUUCUGCCUCCUCAGCUGUUUCCUCUUCUUCCUCAUCAUCUGCUUCCUCUCCUGAUCAUAGAAAGCCCAUAGAUGAAGAUGACAAUGAUCAAGUAAAGCAAACUAGAAACAAAGACACAAGCCGCAAGAGCAGCAGCAGUAGUGGUAGUGGCAGGAGCAGCAAGAGCAGCAGCAGCAGUAGCAGCAGCAGCAGUAAGAGAAGCAGUAGCAGCAGCAGCAGUAGCAGCAGCAGAAGCAGCAAGAGCAGCAGCAGCAGCAGCAAAGGUAGCAGUAGUAGUGCUAGCAGCAGUAGCAGCAAGUCAGUGAAUCACCACAGCCAUAGGCAUCACUCAAGAUAUCUGAAUGGCAGCAGUAGCAGCAGCAGUAGCAGUAGGUCAGUGAGUCACCAUAGCCAUGGGCAUCACUCAGGACAUCUGGAAGAUGGCAGCAGCAGCAGCAGCAGCAGCAGCAUGUAUUCCAAAAUACGGGGAGGUCAUGAGAUUUAUCAGUACCGCUUUAGAUCAGCACACAGACAAGAGUUCCCAAAAAGGAAACUCCCAGCUGACCAAUACAGCAGCACAUACUCCUCUACAAGAUCCAGUUGUGACACAUCCCGAGCUGCUUCCCAGCCUAAAUUUCUGGGUGAUGUCAAAACACCAGUGUUAGCUGUUUUCCUGAAUGGCAUUAGUAACAAUAAGAAGACAGGAGGCCUCCAGCUUGUGGUAUAUGCUGAUAUCGAUUCCAUCAGGCCCCGGAUGCAGGUAUUUGUGUCAAACCUCACAGAUUCAAGCAAGUGGAAGCUCUGUGCUGAUGCUUCAGUCCUCAAUGCUCACAAGGCAGUGGGUUACCUGAAGUGGGGCCGGAAUUGCCAGGACUACAAGGUUUCUACUGAGCUGGUAACUGGGCGGUUUGCUGGCCACCCUGCUGUACAAGUGAAAUUGGAGUGGCCUAAGGUUCCUUCAAGUGUCAGAUCAAUAGCAGAAUGGUUUUACAAUUUUGUCCCUGGGGCUGCAUUUAUGCUGGGGUUCUCUGAGAGAAUGGACAAGAAUCCUUCUCGACAAGCCAGGGUGGUCGUGGCUCUAACUUCUCCAAGGACAUGUGAUGUUGUUAUCAAGCUUCCUGAUAUGAUCCUCUAUGAAAAAGCCAUGAGACUUCCCCUGCCACUCCCUGUAGGUCCAAGGAUACCAGCUUCAGAGCUGCAGCCUCCAAUCUGGAAUGUCUUUGCUGAAGCCCCCUCUGCAGUGCUUGAGAAUUUGAAAGCUCGCUGCUCAGUUUCGCACAACAAGAUCACAACCUUUAAUGAAGUCCAGUUUAACUACACGAUGCCAGCAAACUGCUAUCACAUCUUGGCUCAGGACUGUAGCCCUGACCUUAAGUUCCUGGUGAUGAUGAGGAAUGCUGAAGAAGCUAUGAACCUUAAAGCCAUCAACAUCAAGCUUGGCAGCCACGAAAUUGAUAUGCAUCCUGCCAAUGGACAGCUGAAACUGCUGGUGGAUGGGGUUGAAAGCCCCUCAACAAAUGUUUCACUCAUAUCUGCUGGUGCUUCUUUGGGAAUCCACAGUGAAAAGCAAGGCCUUGUACUUGUUGCCCCAGCCUAUGGCAUUGAUAAAUUAUACUUUGAUGGAUACACAUUCAUGAUUCAAGUUGCUUUAUGGAUGGCAGGGAAAACAUGUGGAAUAUGUGGAAAAUAUGAUGCAGAAUGUGAACAGGAAUAUCGGAUGCCCAAUGGAUAUCUAGCUAAAGAUGCUGUGACCUUUGGUCAUUCUUGGAUUUUGGAAGAAACACCUUGUAGAGGAGCUUGUAAACUGCACCGUUCAUUUGUGAAGCUUGAGAAGAUGGUUCAGCUUGCGGGUGUAGAGUCAAAGUGCUACUCUACAGAGCCUGUGCUACGCUGUAGGAAAGGAUGCUCUGCCACCCAGACGACUCCAGUAACUGUUGGUUUCCACUGUCUUCCAGCUGAUUCGGCUACUAGCAUGACUGACAAACAGAUGAAAUUCGACCAGAAGUCAGAGGAUAUGCAGGAUACUGUUGAUGCACACAUAGCAUGUUCAUGUGAGAAUGAAGAAUGCAGUACAUGAAGCUGUACACUUCAGCGCAGGAGAAAACAGAAACAUUUUAAUGUUUUUAUUGUGUUGUCUAAGAAGACUCAUCUUAAGAAACAAUAGAAAUACUAAAUUAAAUACUUAAAGAUGUGUGGAAUUUUCCUAAGUAAUUUAAAGUAUUAAACUUUAUUAUUGUAUAAACUGUUCUAAUUGCCUAUAAAUAUCUGAUUUUGUAAUAAAUAUGUGCAUGGAAAGAUUGAUGAAGGCUUCCUUAUUUCACUGGUUGUAGAAAGAGGAGAUCCACAUUGCUUCUCCUCGACCCACAUUUUGUAGAUUUCUUGAGUCUGUGACAGCCAGCUGUGUAGACAUGCAUCAGACAAGUGUUUGUGUCUGGCCCCACUGCGGUAUGGGUUAGGUUGAGUGGCAGAAGCUGCAUGCCAGGCUCCUGCUUGUUUCCGCCAGUGCUUUCUUCUUUGGUGUGCACCCGCAACAGGAACUGAUCGGCUCUGGGUGAUACAGCACCCUCUGCAACAGCAACACAAUGUGGUGCUCCACAGUAAUAAGGCAAUGUGCCAGUGCUGCCAUGGGCAACAGCAGGAUCAGGGAAUAAGCCUGAACCUCAGGCCUCUGGACAAGGCUGCCCUGAGGGAAGCAAGAGCACCUUAUGUUCCUGACACUCCCCACACAGAAGCUGGUGCAAAUCAGGGGGUCUCCAAACAGCCCCUGGGUGUGAUGCCCACCCGCGGCAGGUCUGCGUGGUCACGGGGACAGAUGUGCUCCUCUGCCCUGAGCGCCAGAGGGUGCCCGGGGGGUUUCAGCCUUAUAUUCCAGGUCAGUGUUUCAUGCUUGACCCUGGGGCCAUGCCAGCAGAUUGAAUGUGUACGGCAGGUGGGUUUUCUGUGGGAGAACCACCUCAGGUACAGACCACCUCAGACUCAGACACAACCACUGAUGUCAGUGAUUUCCUUGGUAGCUUAAAUCAUCAGGAUUAUUGCACUAAUUUCAAUAGAAAUAGCAUUGUUCCCUUUUACAUUUAUCAGUCCUAUCUAAUCAGCGUUCUCCCAAUUCAUAUGUGUGUAGCCAGACAUUUUUAUAACUGACCACAUUC